Molecule: messenger RNA, 969 nt
Organism: Sporothrix schenckii 1099-18
Lineage: Eukaryota; Fungi; Ascomycota; Sordariomycetes; Ophiostomatales; Ophiostomataceae
Product: casein kinase II subunit alpha
Exons: 4
Coding region: 1-969 (322 amino acids)
Biological process (GO): protein phosphorylation; DNA damage response; regulation of transcription by RNA polymerase I
Cellular component (GO): cytosol; protein kinase CK2 complex; nucleus
Molecular function (GO): ATP binding; protein serine/threonine kinase activity
Source: RefSeq, a predicted model, not a curated record
AUGGCAGGCUGGGGUGUCCUGGAAAACUACGAAGUGGUUCGCAAAAUCGCUAACAGCACAGGCCGGGGAAAGUACUCUGAAGUCUUCGAGGGCGUUAACGUCGUCAACUAUCAGAAGUGUGUGAUCAAGGUGCUGAAGCCCGUGAAGAAGAAGAAGAUCAAGCGCGAGAUCAAGAUCCUGCAGAACCUGUCGGGCGGCCCCAAUAUCGUGGCGCUGCUGGACGUGGUACGCGACUCGCAGAGCAAAACGCCGUCCCUCAUCUUCGAGUACAUCAACAACACCGACUUCCGGUCGCUGUACCCCAAGUUCGCCGACAUUGACGUGCGCUUCUACAUCCUGGAGCUGCUCAAGGCUCUUGACUACUGCCACAGCAAGGGCAUCAUGCAUCGUGAUGUGAAGCCUCAUAACGUUAUGAUUGAUCAUGAGAACCGCAAGCUCCGCCUGAUCGACUGGGGCUUGGCCGAGUUCUAUCACCCCGGCACCGAGUACAACGUGCGCGUGGCGUCACGCUACUUCAAGGGCCCCGAGCUGCUGGUUGAUUUCCAGGACUACGACUACAGCCUAGACAUGUGGAGCCUGGGCGCCAUGUUUGCCUCAAUGAUCUUCCGCAAAGAGCCCUUCUUCCACGGCAACUCCAACUCGGACCAGCUGGUGAAGAUUGCCAAGGUGCUGGGCACGGACGACCUGUUUGACUAUCUCGACAAGUACGAGAUCGAGCUCGACACGCAGUACGACGACAUUCUAGGCCGCUUCCAGAAGAAGCCGUGGCACAGCUUUGUCAACUCGGACAACCAGCGCUUUGUGACCAGCGAGGCCAUCGACUUUCUUGACAAGCUUCUGCGAUACGACCAUGCGGACCGCCUAACGGCGCAAGAGGCCAUGGCACACCCGUACUUUGACCCUGUGCGGGAACCAGACACGAGAGAGCGUCUGAUGGCCAACCCACCCACCAAUGGCACUCCCGCAUAG